Molecule: messenger RNA, 2631 nt
Organism: Micromonas commoda
Lineage: Eukaryota; Viridiplantae; Chlorophyta; Mamiellophyceae; Mamiellales; Mamiellaceae
Exons: 1
Coding region: 1-2631 (876 amino acids)
Source: RefSeq, a predicted model, not a curated record
AUGAUUGAUGGCACUACCGCAACUCCACUCACGGGAUAUAAGCUCCAAGUAGAGGGCGAUACUUUAAUAAGGAACGGUACAAAAAAAUACUUGGAUUGUUAUAAUGAUAAAGUUGGUAUACGGGUUGAUGCCGACUUAAUUGACUUGGGUUGUGAUGUAAAGAUUGUAGGUUCAACCUGCGUUGAGGGGGAUUUAAAAAUUGAUGGUAUACUGAAAAACGGUGCUGAUAAAGUUUUUAUACUUCAAGAAGACCAUGAUCAGGACAUAACAGAGAUUACGGAUAUUUUGGAUGACAUCGUAAAUGCUAUUCCUACUGAUGAGAAUGGUAAUAAUGAAAUACCAGAGGGCGAAACACUCGCUUACAACAGUCAAAUAACAGGUUUACAAACGCAGGUUGAUAAUCUGCCAACUAUAUCUACUGUGGACACCUUUAUUGAAACUAAACUUGCAUCUUUACACAUCAUAGAAGGAGAGAACGCGAAUGAUCCUUUAGCUUUAAAACAUUAUCUCAAGGAUGAGGUAGAUGCUCUCAUACCGGAUGUAAGCAAUUUUGAGACCACCACGCAACUUGAUACACGACUGGCUGAUUACACAACAUUAAGUCUCUUUGAAGCUCACGAGACCUUGAUGGAAACUGAGUUGGCUGAUAAGGUGGAUACUACUACACUUGAUAAUUACGACACAUCUGCCCAAGUAGACACAAAAUUAAGUAGCUACGACACAUCCGCCCAGGUUGAUACAAAGUUAAGUAGCUACGAUACUUCCGUAGAAGUUGACACAAAAUUAAAUAGCUACGAUACUUCCACUCAAGUUGACAAUAAGAUUGCGGGUGCUUUGGCUGACUAUGACACUUCAACGGAGGUUGAUACUAAGAUUACCAACGCAGGGGUAGGAGGUCAUUGGACUAAGGAUGCUACUACGAACGAAUUAUCUUAUGGUGCUGGUCGUGUUAAAAUUGAUACGAAUGGUGAAGGUCUUGUAGUACAGCCUAACACGAGUGAUACGGAUGCGAGAAUAAACCUUAUCAGCGGUGAAGGUGAUGCCGACGCUUAUAUCGGGUUUCACGCACGCAAUCCUAAUUCGGUUCACGGUAGGUCAGUGUAUAUAGGAGCAAAAGCAAGUGAUACUGCUACAAACAGCGUAGAAACCGAAUUACACUUCAAAGUUCGUGGGAAUAAUCCUUACGAAUGGAAUACGAUGGUGAGUGAUAUGGUUAUAAAGGGUGAUGGCGAUGUUGAGUUUCAGUCUCCAAAGCUGAGGAUACUUGGUGGAAGCUGGAACACUAAGUUUGACCUCACGAACGAGGGAACGAUUUGUAGAAAAUACACCGAUACGAAUAAUGUAGAUCACGGAUCGGGGCUUCACUUCUCGGGGGACUAUAUAUACCCGACUGAUGCGUCUGGAAACCUUAAUAACGAUGUAUUAAGUAUCGGUUUUCCCCAGCAUAACAGGUUUAAAUACAUUUAUGCGAGUGAUAGUGUGUUUUUGAACGAUUAUUACGAACAAUCAGGGUCUCAAUACUUCGGCAAGAGAUACAAUUGGCAUCCUUUCGGUAUACUUUCAGGAAUGGAGAUUGAGAACAACACGACUGGAGGGAAUUACUCUCAAAAACUUCACUUUUUAACACACUAUUACGGAGUAAGUAAUGGACGAAGAAUGACUAUUAACGAAAGCGGACAUGUGGGAAUUGGAACGGAGAACCCCGUAGCAGUAUUGCAUGUUCAAGGGUCUCGCCACGCUAAUAUCGCAGGUGGGAAUAAUGCCACGCUUGAUUGGGCUGGGACUGGGUCAGGAGCGUCCAUGUUCUAUAACUCUUCAACGACUUAUAAUGUUGAUAUAGGUAUUUUCGCCUCAAGCAGAAUAGCGACUAACGCCGACUUCGUUUCAGCUCAAGGUGCUUUCACUCAUAGUGAUAGUCGUAUCAAACGGGAUAUUAAGGAGCUUAAUGAUGAUGAUGCCUUAGUCAAAUUAAGGCAAAUACAACCCAAAAUAUAUGGCUACAAGGAUAUUGGUGUGCGUCCGGAAGAGGAGGUUAUUGGAUUUAUCGCAGAUGAGGUUGAACAGGUCUGUCCACAGGCAGUUAGAAAAACAACUUCAACCAUACCAAACAUCUUAGAAGUAGUUAAUGUAGCAGAGAGCAAUAUCAUAAGCUUUACUAAUUUUAACACCUCUAACCUUAGCGAAACCUCCUCUUUAGAAUGUGUAGAUAUUCGUAGCGGUCAAGAACAAUAUAUUAGCAUCGGUAAGGUGAUUGAUGAUAAAACUGUACAAGUCAAAGAAGAUUUAAGCAAUUGGUUAGGUUCGUUUGAUGAAGACGGGCGUCUCAUCGUUGAAACUACGACCUCUACACUUACUACCGAUGAGUAUGAAGCACUUGAAAAUGAGGAACAAGAGGGAUAUAGGAAGAAGGAUGAUGUAUAUGAGAAAACCAUUACUUCGUAUCCAGGUAAUAAUCUAUAUAUUAGGGGUGAAAGAGUGAAUGACUUUAGGACUUUGAAAAAAGAGAUGUUAUUCGCCAUCAAUUUUUCGGCUACACAGGAAUUAGACAAGAGUGUUGAGAAGCUUAAGGUUGAGAAUGAAGAGCUUAAAGCGAGGUUAUUAGCACUUGAAGAAAAAAUAAAUAUUGCGUAA